GGGUGCUCUGGCUCUCCGGGUAGUUUCCUUCACUAUCAGCUGCAAACUCCUGAGGCGCGGCACUCCGCGGAGACAGCCAAAGAGAGCGGAGCGCGCAGAGCUCGGAACACGAAGCUUGGAGCCCGGGAGCGGCGAGCCCGGAGCCCAGAGCCGGGCGAUGCGGGCGCUGCUGGCUGUACCUGGGGCUUCUCUCCGUGGCGGCGGCGGCGGCGGUAUCACGGGCGGCUGCAGCGAAGGCCAUAGCAAAAGCAGCAGGAGCCGCCACCACCGGUGCGGUCUCUGAUGCACCUUCCGCUCCCAGCCUGGCGGCUCUGGGAGGAUGUGGUUCCUCGGUGUCGUUACUACUUUUUGGGGAUUGUUUUUGCUUCCAGGAUUUGCCCUACAGAUCCAGUGUUAUCAGUGUGAAGAAUUCCAGCUCGAUGAUUGCUCCUCCCCUGAGUUCAUUGUGAACUGCACGGUCAAUGUCCAAGACACUUGUCAGAAGGAAGUAAUGGAACAAAGUUCUGGAAUUCUGUAUCGCAAGUCCUGUGCAUCGUCAGCUGCCUGUCUCAUUGCCUCAGCUGGAUACCAAUCCUUCUGCUCCCCAGGGAAAUUGAACUCAGUCUGUAUCAGCUGCUGUAAAUCCUCACUCUGCAAUGGGCCCCGGCCCAAGAAAAGGGGCAGCUCAGCCACAAUGCCAAGAGCCAGGCUCCCCACUACCCUUCUUCUCUUGAAACUGGCCUUCUUCUCAGUGCACUGCUAAAAUAGAAGGAUGCUCUGCCUAGACCCCACCCUUGUCCAUUUGGCUCUCCUCUGUCCUUCCUCAAUUCCCUUGUUUCUCUUCUGAAGCAAAACUUUGUUGUUGUUUUUUUUCUCUUUUUUCCUUAAUGAAAGAGCUCAAUGUAAAAAAGAAAAAAAAAAAGAAAAUCCCAGAAAGAAACAUUUUUGUAACCUAUGACUGAAUUUUCAAUGUGCACUUAAAAGUGGGUGGGAGGUAGGAGAUGAGGGACUGGAAAUCGUAUGUUCCCUUUGUGUUACUAGAAACCAGGUCUACUUUUUCAAAAUCAGCACUUAAUGACACUAAGGUGGAUAACUUUAUUUGUCUCCUAACUCCCAACUUUCUUUCCAUAGUGUUUUUGUUUUGUUUUGUUUUGAGGAUUUGUGGAGGUGAGAGGGUCACUCAAUAAUGACUGCCUUAUUUGGAAUUCAUACUUCAUUCUCCAAUAGAUUGUUCUCUACACCUAGAUGGGGCUCUGAAGCAACCUCCAGUGCUUUGCUUUCUGAGUUGGGCUCUAGCGAUUCAAGACUCAAUUGCUCAGGCCCAGAGUCAGGCUUGGCCUCACUCUGAAAAGUUUUUAAGCAGACCUUUUUAGUUCUCCUUGCAGAGGCAUUGCGCCAUGAUGAAAUGAAGAUCAAUGGGCGGGUGGAGCGGCCACUGCUGGUUGUGGAAUUCAAAUGGGCCCGGAGCAGUUUCUCUUUGUUGGCAUGCUCCAGAGUCAGGCGACAGCAGAUAACUUGACGGAACACCUUGCGGAACUGCCGAGAUGAGAUAUUGUAUAGGAGUGGGUUGAUGACGGAACUGAGGUAAAAGAAAGUAUCAGCAAAGGGAAGGAGAAUCAUGUAUGCCUUGAAAUAAGAGCGAGUCCAAUCCUGCUUUGGUUUUGCUGCAGCCAUGAGCCUUCGAAUCUGGUUUGGCAUCCAGCAUACUGCUAGAGUCACAACAAUCAGUCCUGAGUGUGUAAAGGGGAAGAAAGAGAGAGAGAAAAAACACAGCAUGUGAAAAAAAUUCAUAAAAUAUUUAGUCUCUCAGUUCUGCACUUAUCAGCUAGGAAAUGGUACCAAUUUUUCAAUGUUUUGCUUGACAGAUUUUUCUGCCACUAGCAAAAAAAAAAAAAAUUAACGCUAUUUCAAGGCCAGAGUCAUUGGCUGUAUUAAAAACCAUUAAAUGUAUAGAUGGGGCUUAUUUAUACCUGUUGAUGUCUGUUCAUUUUAAAAUGGUUUUAUUGAUAUUUGUAUCCUUGGAAAACAUUUUAUGUGGUCUAUGAAUUUGGUUUGUUUUUGCUUUCCUUUUUCUUCCUUUUAAAAAUAUAGCCAUAUUAGAUUCGGCAAUGUCUGUAAAAGACUACACUUUGUAUUUUAUGAGAUGUAGAGUUAGCAUUAUUUUUGGCAAUCUUCCUCUUAGAGAGAAUAUUUUUAAGUCGAAUGGAAGUGUAUAUAUGGAUAUAUACCCUUUUGAUGGGAAUGGACAUAUACUUAAUUAUGUUGGAUUCUUAUUAAAUUCACGUAGAAUCAGACUUUUGAAUGGCUUAUGUCACUAAGAACUCCAAAUGAGCAUAUAGGUGCCAAUUGGUGUUCAAUACUCACCAUCCUAAUGGCACACUUUGUAUUUUCACAGGACUUUCCCAUUAUCUCCCUCAGAGAGGAUUUGUUUUAAUGGUUAACCCUAAAAUCAGUAUAAUUUGGAUGGGGACUUGGGUCCUUCAUAAGUCUUUAAUCACACUUCCUCUCUCUUAGUUCUAUUGUUCUAUAAUCUAGAAAAAUAGUGGACUCCCAAGGAGGAGAAAGUGUUCACGCAACUAUUUAUAAAUUAUAAUUAUAAAGCACCCUCUGGUAUAAUCAAAAGCUGUAUUUACAUCUUUACAUUCACAUAUACUCUCAGGGCCAUAUGUAUAUGACUAUUGAUAGUUAUGCUACUUUGAUGGAGCAUGCCGUGUGAUGUACAAUGCACUUAACAACAAAUGUCUUGACUGCUUAUCUAAAUUGGGUAAGAAAUGAAGGGAAUGCUUAAGGCCACAUAUCUGCAUUGAGGGCCUUUCUGCCACUGAGGAGACAUUCAGCCACAUGGAUAAGAAUCCACAUUGCUUUAGUAUUUCAAGGUUUUCAAAAUGCUUUCCUCACAAUCAUGUAGCUAGUUCUGGAGCAAAGAUUUGAACCUAGAUCUCCUAACUCUCCGCUAUACCAUGCUGCCCCUCAUGAAAUUAUAAUGUAGUCCUAGAGGCAACUCCCAUUUCAUUUAGUUUUUUAAAAAACUUCUUUAUGUUGUUUUGGCUUUUUUUGCAUUUGGAUAAUACAGCAAAAGGCAAGAUUCCUUAUUGUUUUAAUCUACUAACAAGCUGCCUAACACUCCCCAAUUAAAAUUUGGCCCCUACAGAGGCCAUAGGGAAAAACAAUUUCUGGCAAUGGUCUCUUCCUGUCUGAGAUCAAAAAUGAAUAUUUUCUACAAUAAAAACUACUCCAGGAGAAGUGAACACUUUGACUAAAGUCAGAAAUGGCAGUCCCACUUUGGCUUGACUUGGUCUCUCUUUGCAUGGUAGUAAAUUGCCUUGGGUGAGUUCUCAGCAGUGAUUCUGAAAUAGCACUAUUCACCCAACAGCCAAUUUUUAGAGAAUAAGUGAAUUCAGUUAGGAAAAAAAACAAAACAUAAGUCAAUGAUGACUUUAUUUCACAGGUUCCCUGAUUAUUUUGUGACCGUUUUAAUUUUGAAAAAUUUCUAAUGUCAAGGUUUAUUUCCAGUGAGGUGGUACGGUCAAUGGAGCAUCAGACCUGGACUCAGGAAGACAUGAGUUCAAAUCUAGUCUUAGACUCUUACUAGCUAUUUGACCUUGGGCAACUCACUUGACCUCUUUUUGCCAUUAAUUUUUUCAUCUGUAAAAU
This is a messenger RNA of Dromiciops gliroides (monito del monte), 3633 nucleotides long. It is a transcript of the gene LYPD1, whose product is annotated as LY6/PLAUR domain containing 1. Lineage: Eukaryota; Metazoa; Chordata; Mammalia; Microbiotheria; Microbiotheriidae. The record is from RefSeq and is a predicted model, not a curated record. The coding region runs from base 320 to 742 and encodes 140 amino acids. Gene Ontology annotation, biological process: acetylcholine receptor signaling pathway. The transcript is spliced from 3 exons. Gene Ontology annotation, molecular function: acetylcholine receptor inhibitor activity.